Rhea pennata is the source of this 357-nucleotide messenger RNA. It is a transcript of the gene CRB3, whose product is annotated as crumbs cell polarity complex component 3. The coding region runs from base 37 to 297 and encodes 86 amino acids. NCBI's taxonomy places the organism in Eukaryota, Metazoa, Chordata, Aves, Rheiformes, Rheidae. The transcript is spliced from 3 exons. The record is from RefSeq and is a predicted model, not a curated record.
GGACGGGCCGGACCGGACCGGGGCGCCUCUCCCAGUAUGACCAGUAACAGCACCAGUAACAACACGACGUCCGAGAGCGGCGGUGGUCUCUCGGCGGCGGCGGAGGUGGCCCUCAUCGUGGUGUUCGGGGGCCUGGGGGCCUUCGGCCUCGUCGCGCUCCUCGUCUUCGUGGCCUUCAAGGUGCGGGAGAAGCGGCGCACGGAGGGCACCUACCGGCCCAGCAGCGAGGAGCAGGCGGGGGCCCGCGCCGCCCCCCCGGCCCCCUCAGAGCUGCCCCCCGAGGAGCGGCUCAUCUGACCCCGGCGGGGGGCCCGGCCCCCCCCCCCCCCACACGCACGCACGCACGCACCCCGCCGC